Messenger RNA from Anthostomella pinea, 951 nucleotides. Lineage: Eukaryota; Fungi; Ascomycota; Sordariomycetes; Xylariales; Xylariaceae. The record is from the annotation of a GenBank genome assembly.
AUGGCAUCCGAGGACCCAAUAGCAGAGCUGCUCACGACCUACAACGAGCUGAACGCAUCCACCAUCGAGUCGCUAGACUCGGAGCCCAGCCCGCUGGAGUUCAUGCGCCACGUCUCGCGCAACACACCCUUCGUCAUCCGGCGCGGCGCGCGAGACUGGACGGCAACACGACGCUGGGAUGCCUCAUACCUGCGGUCCACCCUCGCAGGCCACAAGGUCAACGUGGCGGUGACGCCGUUCGGGAAUGCGGACGCGCCUACCGUGGAUACAGACGACAGCGGCGACCUCUUAUUUGCGAAACCGCACGAGGAGGAUCAGGCAUUCGAGGACUUCCUCGACUAUGUGAUCCAACAGGAGAGGAGGGGCAACGGCAACUCCGAAAAGGGAACUGGGGGAGCGGAAAGGGGCGAGGUUCGCUAUGCGCAGACACAGAACGACAAUCUCCGGCACGAGUAUAUCACGCUCUUCGGCCAAGUGCAGUGUAGCAUCGCCUUUGCGCGCAUAGCGCUCGAGAAAGACCCCGACGCCAUCAACCUCUGGAUCGGCAACUCACACUCCGUCACAGCGCUCCACCGCGACAACUACGAGAACAUAUACGUGCAAAUCGCAGGGCAGAAGCACUUCGUCCUGCUCCGGCCGCUGUGCCAGCCGUGCGUCAACGAGCAGGACCUGGUGCCCGCCACGUACGUCCGCGACGCCGAGAACGGCCUCGCGUUGCGGAGGGACGAGGGCGAGCAAGGUGAAGGAGAAGGGGCAGGGAUGAAAGUCCCCUUCGCAACCUGGGACCCCGACGCCCCAACCGCGCGCGCGACGCCGUACUCGCACCUCGCGGAGCCGAUGCGCGUCACGUUGGAUCCGGGCGAUAUGCUGUAUCUGCCCGCUAUGUGGUACCACAAAGUCUCGCAGUCUUGCUCCGACGAGGGCAUCUGCGUAGCAGUGAACUACUGGUAA